UUAUAGUCGUUACCUCGUCAUGAGCUCCAGCGCCUUACCCACCAUUUCAUGCGUGAUUGAAGUAUGUUGACCAUGCCAAACUUCAACGUUCCCACGUGCCGUGUUCGCCGUCAAUUGGGCAGCUGUUUGUUAAUUGGCAGCCGAUGUUCCAUAGCCCUUUUGGCCUCAGGCUGGCCUUCCGGGGCUGUAGCCAGCGCCUGUCGUCAUGGCGGCGGCCACGGAAGAGGGACCCCUCGCCAGUCGGCAGCAGCCUCGGCUGGCGCAGAUGCUCCAGGGCCCAUGGUCUUCGCGGUGGAGGCGGCAGCUUGGGACAGGUGCUCUGCUCGCCACGGCUGGGAGCCGCGGCACGCGACGCCACCAGGCGCUGGGGCCGAGGGGCACAGGCAGGCCCAGUGCUCCGCGUGCAGCCGCGGGGCUGCCGCCGAGGCUGGCCUCUGCUGCGGCUGCCUGCUGCUGCGGGAGGCCCGCGGCUGCCCCUUUGACGCCCUGGACGCGCCCGCGGCGCGCUGGCUGCGCCUGGCGGACCUGUGCAGCACGUGGCCCGCCACGGGCUCUCCGCCGUCGGGGCCCUCUGUGCAGCCCGCGGCGCCCGACGGCCCCGGCCCAGGCUACCUCUCCUUCUCGGGCCCCGUGGUCGUGUUCUGGGACGGCCGCGACGCGGCGGCGAAGAGGUUCGUCGACACCCUCAGGCGGGCCUUCCCAGGGCUUUGCCUGCUCAUCGACGCUCGGGAGCACCGGUGUCGCGAGGAAGCCCUCACGCGGUUCCCAGGGGUACCCCGCGACCAGGUUUGCCGCAAGGGCGGGGUCACGGGGGUGCUUCCGCCGGGCGUCUUCGUGCCCAACUGCGAGACACACCCGCAGAUCCUGCUCUACGAGCUGAAGUACCGUCGCUCGGUGCAGCCGCCGCCGCCUGAGGUGGUGAUCUCGUAUGAGCGCCAUUUCAUGUGCCCUUUGGCGCAGGUUCGCCGCGAGCACCAAGCCUCAGGCAAUCCCUCGCACUGGUUCCUCCGCGACGACGCGCUGCGGCUUGUUGCGAGGUCGAUGGCGCAGCAUAGGUUCUGCAUCCUAGACGGCUUCCUGCCCGACAAUGACGCCCGGGACCUGGAGCAGAGCUUGCGCGGUUUCCGCACGGAGGGCCUCUUGACGCCUGGCACCGAGUAUUACAAGCUGCGGGCGAAGCAGGGCGCAAAAGCCGACAUGCCCGAUUUGCUCAGCAGCCCGACGCAGCCGCGCAAGUGGAACAUGCGUACGGAGAGCCUGAUCUAUUGCGACGACGGCGAUCCACGCGCACCCGUGCUCGGCCGAUUGGGCGCGGCCACGGAUGGGCUCGUGGCUGCGCUGAGGCGUGGAGGGCCCGACGGCGACUACGAGUGCAGGAGACGAUUGCAGCAUGCCCUCUUCCGAGAGCCCCACCUGUGCGCCUGCUACCCCGGGGAGUGCCGUGGGCGGCAUGCGCGGCACAUUGACAAUGACAGCCCAUGGUUGCACCGCACACUCACCGCAAUCAUCUACCUCAACAGCGGGUGGGGCCGUGAACACGGGGGUGAGUUCCGCCUCUUCGACAGGGGCAGGAGCGGCACGCAGGUGGCGUUCGACGUGUUGCCGGUCGCCAACCGGAUGGUUCUUUUCUGGGCGACGGAGGAUUGUCCGCACGAAGUCUUGCAUUGUAACCAGGACCGCUUCGCGAUCUCUCUGAUCUAUGUAGACGGUCGCGCGUCGAUCUUGAACCCCGACAGCCAAGCGCGACUGAGGGUGCUCCAUGAGCUCAUCCCUACCAGACCGUAUUGCCGCGAAGAGGCGUUGCGCCAGUGCACCCGCACCAGCCAGGAGGCCCAGGCGCUGAUCGCCCAGGCCCGUGUCGUCGGCGCCGCCGUGGCCGCUGAAGUUCGCUGAGUGCGGUAUCUCCACGUCUGGCGGAGCCGCUGGCGGCGGAGCCUUCGCAGUCUUGCAUUGCCCACAAUGUUGGCACGCCUGGGAGGAUUUUGAGCACGAAGCGGAGAGCUGUCAGAGUGCACAAAAGGCAUGCGGUGCAGUGGAGAAGAGGCCGUCGCAGUAGAGGUCGCAGGAGCAGGUGUGGGCAAGACCACUGCACG
Prorocentrum cordatum is the source of this 2093-nucleotide messenger RNA. The record is from the annotation of a GenBank genome assembly. NCBI's taxonomy places the organism in Eukaryota, Dinophyceae, Prorocentrales, Prorocentraceae.